Messenger RNA from Pecten maximus, 2702 nucleotides. Its product is annotated as apolipoprotein D-like. The transcript is spliced from 6 exons. Lineage: Eukaryota; Metazoa; Mollusca; Bivalvia; Pectinida; Pectinidae. The record is from RefSeq and is a predicted model, not a curated record. The coding region runs from base 2013 to 2597 and encodes 194 amino acids.
CUAGGAAUAUUUUAUCUCGCUGGCGAUUUCAUGUAAUUUUCAGCUAUUCCGGUCAGCGUCGUUAGGUUGCCGUCUCUCAAUGAUCCUAUUAUUCCAGUCGAUUGUCCGGUUUUCAGAGAAUAGAAAUGCCGACCUUGUCAUAGAUCCCGCGCCUACAACUUGCUUGAAUCUUUGGUGGCUCCUCGCACAUCAAGUUGUUAGAGAAUACCCUGUCCACAGGGACGAGUCAUCACAAGGUUUCGGCUUUUUCUUCGAUCUUUCGAGCACCUGGCCUGGUGUUCAGGCUUUAAGAGUGGCAGUUGUGUUCCAAGCGAUUCCCUGUUUUGAGAAAGCGACCCACCUGAUGUCCCUAUAUUUCCUACUGUUGACAGCUCCUUUCGGAUUAUUUCCUUAUCUCCGGGUAGGGGCAACCAUCCUUCUGGUCAGAAUAAUAUGAAGAAGGACAGAAGACUCUUUGACUUCUGCACUUCUCAUUAGGAAGAUCCAAUCAGAGGGGCAUUUUUUCGUUACAGGAUUCUGCCCCCACCCAAAGAGGAAACAAAAUGUUAUCCCAAAGGAUACGCCACGACUCACGCGCAGCAGCAAAGGGAAAGGUUUGGAAUUUGAAAAGGUAUUACAGAAGGCACUUGGGCUUUAUCAAUGUUCACGAUGAGGACAUGCAUUCCGUUUUUGCAGAAUCCAACCUGGUCGGCAAAACAUAAUUAUUUUUCACCACCAGGGUAUCGUGUAAAUUAUUUAUUCACCCAUGAUGACUGCUCAACAAUAUCGUGAUCUGGCCGAGCAAUAUCAAUCUCAGUGGUUUAAAGAAACACGCAGAUUAGUCUCGCUUCUACACCGGGUGAUAUCGGAAGUUACGAGUCCGACGGGGAGUAUAUACAAAUCCGACGGGGAGUAUCUACCAGAAGGGCGUAAGGACAUGGCUGAGGAUUCUGCCACCGCCCAAAGAAGAAACAAAAUGUUACCUCUAAGGACACACCACGACUCACUCGCAGAAGCAAAGGGUAAGGUUUGGAAGGGCAACACAUAUCAUGAUGACAAACAGAAUAGCUUCUGACUGUGUUUUCUUUUCUUUAUUCACCAAUUACUAUAUGGAGACCCCACUUCAAUGUGACCCACUGUUUACGGAGCAAAACAAGUUACCCCCAUCACAUGUUUUGUUUUUGUUUUGUUUAGCACGCAGAUCGAUACGCCCAUCUUCAGGUAAAAUUACCAGAUUUGGUUGUGUAUUUUGCCGUAAACCGUUUUAAUUUACUUGAAGAGAUUGACGUCAAAUAUGUCAACAGGUAAAGAGAACUACGAUAGAUUUAAAACAAUAAUAGGCAACGGUUACAUACUGUAAACUUACAUUAUUUAGCGGUAAUAUUAUGUCAGCGCAUUUCGCGUUGAAAGCAUUCCGCCAAAAUAUGUUUGUGCUAAUUGCAGUUUCUGUACAUAUUUUGCCUUGGAAUGUACCGUCUUUGCGCCAAUUCAUCCUUGCGCCAAUCUUUAGAUUCAGUAAUACGCUAACAUUUGAGUGCGCCAAAAUAAAUUUGUAUACAGUACUCAUCCAAAGGUUUGGGCUUCUUCUUUUUUUUUAUCUUUAGAUAUAAAGUGGAUUAUUUGAAGGUAUUGAUUACCCGUUUCUAUACCGCGUGCGACAUGCCUUUUUUGAGAAGCAGUGUAUGCAACUGUCGCCUAUGUAGUAUCUCUAAAACUUUUUGUGUAAUAUCGUCACUGUUGUUGCGAAUGUCGUGAACAGGUUUAAAUAUCGAAGCAGAUAAGCUCCGGGAAAUACUGAAUAAAGCUACCAUUGUGUAACGUUACUACCUCUGUAUCCAUUUUACAUACAUGUUUGUCUGCUGUCUGUUAUAGACGAUUCCAUCCACCGCCAAUCAUACAUCUAAUACAAAAUCUAGUCUCAAGAUUAUAUAAGAUGCGCAUGCGUAUGUUGAUGGCGGACCAAUGACAGUAUACUUUAAGAGCAACUAUUACAGAAGACACGUAGGUAGAGUAAUAAUCCGCCUACAGUCAACAUGGCUCUCCUACAGUUGUUUUUCCUGAUUGGUACGGCUACCUUCAUCAAUGCUGCAUGUCCAGAUGUUCCAGUCAAACCCGAGUUUGACGCUACUAAGUUUGCCGGUAUGUGGUAUUGGACGGAAUGGCUAAACAAUGGAAUGUUAUCGUCAGAGAUUCCGGGAGUGAUAGAUUGUGUGACUAGUAACUUCACAGUGACAGAAAGCGGCAACAUGAGCGUCGGUCUAACGUGGAGAGAGAAAAUGACCAAUAUGGAGAGAAGUACAGAGGGCCGCCUUAUCCAGAAGGAUUCUCCAAAUCAUUUUGAGUCCACCAUUACAGAGUUAUUUAAGAUACCGAUCGGAGGAAUCUACGUUCUAGACACUGUAGCUAGAUCGUGGGCGGUUGUCUAUACCUGUAGAAACAUCUUUUUUGGCCUGUUCACAAUAGAAACAGCAUGGCUAUUACAUCGAAAUCCUGCUGGAAGGACCGGGCGCCAGAGGAACAUUGUAAACAGGCGAUGGCAGGAAAGUCCGAACUUAGGGUUCAUCCUCGACACGGAUCAAUUCAACACGUUCAACAAUACCGAAUGUCAGAAUCAGUGAUGAUUAGCACAACAGAAUGUAUUCCAGUGAGAACGGAUACAUUGUAGUGGGCUUUAAUGGUUAAUAUGUAAUUCGCGGGAUAACAAUAAAACAUUAAUGCAGAAU